AUGGCUGCCACCGGAGUUCUUCCCUUCAUACGGGGAGUGGACCUCAGUGGAAAUGAUUUCAAAGGAGGAUAUUUCCCUGAGCAUGUCAAGUGUAUGAGCAGCCUGCGAUGGCUGAAACUGAACAGGACAGGACUGUGUUACCUCCCAGAGGAGCUGGCCUCUCUGCAGAAACUGGAGCAUCUUUCAGUUAGUCACAACAGUCUCACCACCUUACAUGGAGAACUGUCCAGUCUACCAAACCUAAGGGCUGUGGUAGCCAGAGCAAACAACUUGAAAAACUCUGGCGUUCCAGAUGACAUCUUUCAGCUUGAUGACCUCUCUGUGCUGGACUUGAGCUACAACCAGCUGUCAGAGAUCCCCCGGGACUUGGAGAACAGCAGGAACAUGCUGGUGCUAAAUCUGAGCCACAACAGUAUUGAUACUAUACCAAACCAGCUGUUCAUCAACCUGACCGACUUAUUGUAUUUGGACCUGAGCGACAACAAGCUGGAUAGCCUGCCACCACAGAUGAGGCGCCUGGUACAUCUGCAGACUCUCAUUCUGAACAACAAUCCACUGAUGCAUGCUCAGCUGCGUCAGCUCCCAGCAAUGGUGGCACUGCAGACUCUGCACCUGAGGAACACCCAGAGGACCCAGAGUAACAUGCCUACCAGCCUGGAGGGACUGACACAUUUAGCAGAUGUCGACCUGUCAUGUAACGACCUGACUCGGGUACCAGAGUGCCUCUAUUCCCUGGGCAGCCUGAAGAGACUCAAUCUGAGCACCAAUCAGAUCUCUGAACUCUCCCUCUGCAUCGACCAGUGGACCCAGCUGGAGACUCUCAACCUGAGCCGCAACCAGCUCACCUCUCUGCCUUCUGCCAUCUGUAAGCUGUCCAAACUGAAGAAGCUGUAUGUGAACUCCAAUAAACUGGACUUCGACGGGGUUCCCCCUGGUGUGGGCAAGCUGGCCAGCCUCACUGAGUUCAUGGCUGCCAACAACAACCUGGAGCUCAUCCCUGAAGGACUCUGCAGGUGUGGAAAGCUGAAGAAGCUGGUGCUUAAUAAAAACCGGCUAGUGACACUACCAGAGGCCAUCCAUUACUUAACUGAUCUGGAGAUACUAGACGUCCGUGAGAAUCCCAACCUGGUGAUGCCUCCUAAACCAGUUGACCGGGGAGCAGAGUGGUACAACAUCGACUUCUCCCUCCAGAAUCAGCUCCGUCUGGCCGGAGCUUCACCCGCUACAGUAGCAGCAGCGGGCGGAGGAGCCAGCCCUCGGGAUCACCUUGCGAGAAAGAUGCGGUUGAGGAGAAGGAAGGACUGCUCUCAGGAUGACCAGGCCAAGCAGGUGCUGAAGGGCAUGAGCGAUGUCGCUCAGGAGAAGAAGAACAUGGAGGAGAACGGAGACUUGAAAUACGGUGAUCUAAAAACUCGACGCUGGGACAAAAGUCUAGAAAAGCCUCAUCUGGAUUACUCCGAGUUCUUCUUGGAGGACAUUGGCCAGAUCCCAGGUGUCGCAGUGUGGCAGAUAGAAAACUUCAUCCCCAUACAAGUGGACGAAGCUUUCCACGGCAAGUUCUAUGAGGCCGAUUGCUACAUCAUCCUCAAGACCUUUUUGGAUGACAACGGGGCGCUGAACUGGCAGAUCUACUACUGGAUCGGUCAGGAAGCCACACUCGACAAGAAGGCCGGCUCCGCCAUUCACGCCGUCAACCUGAGAAACUUCCUGGGAGCAGAGUGCAGAACCAUCCGCGAGGAGAUGGGAGACGAGAGCGAGGAGUUCAGCGCCGUGUUCAACAAUGACAUCUCCUACAUCGAGGGAGGAACAGCCAGUGGAUUUUAUACUGUGGAGGACACGCAGUAUGCUGUCAGGUUGUACAGAGUCUACGGGAAGAAAAACAUUAAACUGGAAUCUGUGCCUUUGAAGGCCUCCUCCCUCGACCCACGCUUCAUUUUCCUGCUGGACACGGGCCUGGAGAUCUUCGUCUGGCGAGGGGCCAACGCAACUCUCAGCGGCACCACGAAAGCCAGGCUGUUCGCUGAGAAAAUCAACAAGAACGAACGUAAAGGGAAGGCGGAGAUCACAACCCUCAUGCAGAACCAGGAGCCUCCGGAAUUCUGGGAGGCGCUGGGAGGACAACCGGAGGAGAUCAAGAAACACGUCCCAGACGACUUCUCUCCUAUCAGACCGAAACUAUACAAAGUGGGUUUGGGUCUCGGGUACCUGGAGCUGCCUCAGAUCAACUACAAGCUGUCAGUGGAGCACAAAGAUCAAAAGGUCAAGCUGGACACCCUUCCCGAGCUCAGGCUGGUGCAGUCUCUCCUGGACACCAAGUGUGUGUACAUCCUGGACUGCUGGUCGGACGUCUUCAUCUGGAUCGGGAGGAAGUCUCCCCGGCUGGUCCGAGCCGCCGCCUUAAAGCUGGGCCAGGAGAUCUGCUCCAUGCUGCACCGGCCCAAACACGUGUGUGUCACCCGCAACCUGGAGGGCACCGAGGGGCAGGUCUUCAAGUCCAAGUUCAAAAACUGGGACGACGUGUUGAAGGUGGAUUACACCAGAGCCGCCGAGACCGUCCAGCAAAACGAUAACCUGCAGGGCAAGGUGAAGAAGGACGCAGAGCAGAAGGACCAGAUGAAAGCCGAUCUCACCGCCCUGUUCCUUCCCAGACAGCCGGCCAUGCCUCUCACCGAGGCGGAGCAGCUGAUGGAGGAGUGGAAUGAGGAUCUGGACGGCAUGGAGGGAUUCGUGUUGGAGGGGAAGAAGUUUGCUCGCCUGCCUGAGGAGGAGUUCGGCCACUUCUUCACGCAGGACUGCUACGUCUUCCUCUGCAGGUAUUGGGUGCCAGUCGAGUAUGAGGAGGACGAGAAGGAGAAGAAAGAGGGAGAAGGUGGAGGAGGAGGAGGAGCUGGAGGAGAUGAGGAGGAGGAAGACAAGCAGCCUGAGGAGGAUUUCCAGUGUGUGGUGUACUUCUGGCAGGGCCGGCAGGCCUCCAACAUGGGCUGGCUCACCUUCACCUUCUCCCUGCAGAAGAAGUUCGAGAGUCUCUUUCCCGGAAAACUGAAGGUGGUGCGGAUGACCCAGCAGCAGGAAAACCUCAAGUUCCUGUCGCACUUCAAGAGGAAGUUCAUCAUCCACAAAGGGAAGAGGAAACAGAAGACCGACUCUGCUCAGCCGUCGCUCUACCACAUACGAACCAACGGCAGCGCUCUCUGCACCCGAACCAUUCAGAUCGGGACAGAUUCCAGCAAUCUCAACUCGGAGUUCUGCUUCAUACUGAAGGUACCGUUUGAAAGCACAGACAACCAGGGCAUCGUUUACACCUGGGUGGGCCGAGCCGCCGACCCCGACGAGGCCAAGCUGGCCGAGGACGUCAUGAACAGCAUGUUUGACGACACGUACAGCAAGCAGGUGAUCAAUGAGGGGGAGGAGCCAGAGAACUUCUUCUGGGUGGGGAUUGGUUCUCAGAAGCAGUACGAUGAAGACGCGGAGUACAUGAAACAUGCUCGGCUCUUCAGGUGUUCAAACGAGAAGGGUUACUUCUCGGUGUCGGAGAAAUGUUCAGACUUCUGCCAGGACGAUCUGGCUGACGACGACAUCAUGCUGCUGGACAACGGGAAAGAGGUCUACAUGUGGGUGGGCACUCAGACCAGCCAGGUGGAGAUCAAACUCAGCCUCAAAGCCUGUCAGGUUUACAUCCAGCACAUGCGCGCCAAGGAGACGGAGCAGCCCAGGAAGCUGCGGCUGGUGAGGAAAGGGAACGAGCCGCACUGCUUCACGCGCUGCUUCCACGCCUGGGGGGCUUUCAAGACCCCCCCCGCUUAGGACGACACGCACACGGGAUUGAUCUCGCUGCCAUGUAAUUUGCCAUUAAGUAGAUGACGACGAUGUCUUUGCCUUUCCCAGCUUUAUCUGAAAGUCCUUCCCUCCAUCCCAGUCAGCAGGUUUUUUUUUUUAGUCUUUCUGCCAACUGAACAGAGAAAUGAGAUUAGCACAACAUCUGGCUGUGACCCGUCCUCCAGACGGACGAAUACGAUAUCAACUUUUUUUUUUCCCUACAGGCUCCGCUAGCAGCAGCAGGCCUGAACGCUGCUGUUGAACGAUGAGUGUUUUUUGAGAUGAAUGAGCUCGGAGGUGAGCAGAGGCUUCAGGAAACCAUAUCGAUGUGUGUGUGUGUGGCUGCUUUCACGUGACUCGUGCUGCACGGCCGGCAGCAGACUCUCUAUCAUGCUUGGCGCCGUCAGGGAGGCAGAUUAACGCAGAUACAAGGUUUUACAGUUUAUUCUUCUUUGAGGGACUGAACAGAAAACGGCACUAUAAUUCUUUUCCCGAGGAAUGUUGGUUUAUAUAUCUAUUUUUGUCAUGGAUGGAUGGUGUGAUUGUGUGUUUGUGCCCCCCUACCCCCGCCCCCAAUACGCCUUCACUUUCCCACAGUCCCGUUUGGUUUCUGCUCUCGCCUCUUAACUUCUGUACUGAUCAGACAGGGAAAUGAGACUCGGUUGUGGGAGACUGGUUUCAUUAAAAACCCUACUGGACACGAAUUAUUUUUAGCCAUACCAACAUUUAGAGAGUUGCUUUUAUUUGGCCAAAGAACUGUUGUGGAAGUCAGGGUUGGAGACGUGGGACAGAACCGUGUUUUCUGUUUAAAUGUGCAAUCAGCGGAGCGGGGACAAGCUGAAACGCUAACAAUGCUGUAUUCUUCUAUUUCACGCGCCGCAUUCAACAAGUCAGAAUGUUUAUUUUCUGGAGAGAACAGGAAAGCACUAUCAGAAAUUCUAUAUUUGAAAAGUGAACGCAUGACAUUUAAAAUCCAUCAGGUUGAAAACGUUUCAAGCUGAUGAUUUUUCUUUUAAGUACUUUCCUUAUUUUGAAGUAAAUGGGAGAUCUUCUGCAUCCUUUAGAAACAUAUCCUGAUAAAUAAAACGACUUCUGGUUCUGCUGAUCUCAUUAAACCUCUGUAAGAUCAGCAGCACCAGCCGCCACCUUCACGUCCUGCUCUGCACAUCGGUCCAAGCGAGACGUCUACAUACUGAACAACUUGCAUAAUUUCUUUAUUACUAUGUUUGUGGGGUUAAUUGUAUGCCUGUUAGUGUGUUUGAGGCCUGCACACAUAUCUGUGUGUUUGAAUACGUGCACGUGCUCCUGAUGCCACAUGCAGAUGCUUUAUUUAUGUAUUUUAUAUUAAAAUAAAAUUUCACGCCACA
Salarias fasciatus (jewelled blenny) is the source of this 5183-nucleotide messenger RNA. RefSeq names its product FLII actin remodeling protein (gene flii). The coding region runs from base 1 to 3804 and encodes 1267 amino acids. Gene Ontology annotation, cellular component: nucleus; actin cytoskeleton; cytoplasm. Gene Ontology annotation, biological process: myofibril assembly; actin polymerization or depolymerization; barbed-end actin filament capping. The transcript is spliced from 31 exons. Gene Ontology annotation, molecular function: phosphatidylinositol-4,5-bisphosphate binding; actin filament binding. Lineage: Eukaryota; Metazoa; Chordata; Actinopteri; Blenniiformes; Blenniidae. The record is from RefSeq and is a predicted model, not a curated record.